Molecule: messenger RNA, 2002 nt
Organism: Brassica napus (rape)
Lineage: Eukaryota; Viridiplantae; Streptophyta; Magnoliopsida; Brassicales; Brassicaceae
Product: protein-tyrosine sulfotransferase
Exons: 13
Coding region: 315-1811 (498 amino acids)
Cellular component (GO): membrane
Molecular function (GO): heparan sulfate 6-sulfotransferase activity
Source: RefSeq, a predicted model, not a curated record
GCUCUUCUCCUCUCCCCUCCUCAGUUCGUGUUUCAGUAAAGCUUAUAAAAAUUUUAAUUUUUUUUCUGGGUGGGGGAGAAAGCAAGAGAAAAUCUCGUGACCCUGUUCUCUCGGGAGCGCACACAAUCCUCUCCUUUCUUCCUCCCAUCGAUGUAAUACACACCCUUGUUCUCGAGCUUACCGUAGUGCCUAGUGGAUUAUAAAGUUUUGCCCCCGAUCGAGGAAGGGAGGGAGCACGAGAUCUCGAUUCCCCUUUACACGAGGAUGUUCCUUGUUUUGAUUAAUCAUCAGUAAGGUUCUAAAGUCGAGGUACAAUGCGUAUGAAUCCUAUCUCGAAGCUGGCUCUGGUCUGGUUAACACUUGUCGGCUCAGUCCUUGUCUCCUAUGCGGAGCUUGAGUUUGGUCACUGCGAGAGAGUUGUGAAAGAGUGGGCGGAUACUUCUUCAUCUCGUGAAGAACAUCCUCCUAACAUAGACAAACGCUCGCUUCAGGAUCUGCUCUUCUUUCUCCAUGUUCCUCGAACUGGAGGCAGGACUUAUUUCCACUGUUUCUUGAGGAAGUUGUAUGAUAACGCUGAGGAGUGUCCUCGCUCUUACGACAAGCUCCAUUUCGAUCCAAGGAAGCAAAAGUGCAAGUUGUUGGCAACGCAUGAUGAUUAUAGUUUAAUGUCUAAGCUUCCGAGGGAGAGAACCUCGGUGAUGACAAUAGUCAGAGACCCUGUCGCUCGUGUCCUGAGCACUUAUGAGUUUUCAGUAGAGGUAGCAGCUAGGUUCUUGGUGCAUCCCAAUUUAACUUCUGCGACAAGGAUGUCUGGCCGCAUCCGCAAGAAUAAUGUGAUAAGCACGCUUGACAUAUGGCCAUGGAAGUACCUUGUUCCAUGGAUGAGAGAAGACCUUUUUGCUCGAAGAGAUGCACGAAAACUUAAGGGAGUAGUUAUCAUUGAGGACGACAACCCGUAUGACAUGGAGGAGAUGCUUAUGCCACUGCACAAAUAUCUAGAGACCCCUACUGCUCAUGACAUUAUCCACAAUGGAGCAACCUUUCAGAUUGCAGGAUUGACAAAUAAUUCCCGUUUAUCAGAAGCCCACGAGGUUCGGCAUUGUGUGCAGAAGUACAGAAACCUCGGUGAGCCUGUUCUCCAAGUCGCCAAGAGAAGGUUAGACAGCAUGUUGUAUGUUGGACUGACAGAAGAGCACAGGGAAUCUGCAUCACUUUUUGCCAAUGUAGUGGGUUCUCAGGUGCUUUCUCAAUUGGUUACAUCAAAUGCAACUGCAAAAACCGAAACUACUAAAUCAGAAGCAAGUGUUACAGUUUCAGAAUCUGGAUCAGAUAAGAGUGAAACUCAGAAUGGUACAUCUGAAGUUGCAUCUAAUAAGAUAGAAGCUAAGAGUGGAAAUAUGACGGUGAAAACUCUAAUGGAAGUCUAUGAGGGAUGCAUUACUCAUCUAAGAAAGUCGCAAGGAACCAGGCGGGUCAACUCCUUGAAGAGAAUAUCCCCAGCAAAUUUUACCAGAGGGACGCGUACAAGAGUUCCUAACGAGGUCAUUCAGCAGAUCAAAUCGCUUAACAAUCUAGAUGUGGAGCUUUACAAGUAUGCUAAAGAAAUCUUUGUUAAAGAACAUGAACUAGUGUCCAAGAAAAUGGUUUCAACUUCUAAGAGAAGCAUUGCUGAUCUGCAGAACGUGUUUGGAGAAAUGGAGGGUGAGAAGCUGUGGAAGUUUGUAUCAGUGGCGUUGAUGCUUUUACUGCUCUUCCUCUUGUUUCUAUUUGUAAACGCUAGAAGGAGAAUAACCUCUAAGGUUAAGAUUUGAUCAUCUCAUUUCUUUUGGGCCAAAUUCAGCAAUUAGGAGAAGCUUCUGGGUCCAGUUGUAAUAUUCUAUUUGUUUUCUUUUCGUGGAAAAGAAAAAGUUUUGGGUGUUGCCUUAAAAAUGAAGAAUCUGAAGCAAAGCCCAUAUCUUCUUUCUUUUAGAAAGGCUAAAUAAUAUAACAAAAGUCAAAACUA